Messenger RNA from Rhododendron vialii, 581 nucleotides. RefSeq names its product probable serine/threonine-protein kinase PIX13. Bases 1 to 381 code for a protein of 126 amino acids. Lineage: Eukaryota; Viridiplantae; Streptophyta; Magnoliopsida; Ericales; Ericaceae. The record is from RefSeq and is a predicted model, not a curated record. The transcript has a single exon. Gene Ontology annotation, molecular function: ATP binding; protein kinase activity. Gene Ontology annotation, biological process: protein phosphorylation.
AUGAAGAGUGAUGUGUAUGCUUAUGGGGUAGUAUUGGUUGAGAUGCUUACAGGCUUGCGUGUAUUUGAUGGAAAUAGUCCAAGUGAGCAAAGUAAUCUGGUUGAUUGGGUCAAACCAUAUUUGCUCCAUGAAAGAAAAUUGGUAGAUAUAAUGGACUCUCAAUUGGAAGGGGAAUAUCCUUCAAAAGCUGCCUUCAAAAUAGCUCAGCUUGCUCUAAAAUGUCUUGCAGCUGAACAAAAAACUAGGCCAUCGAUGAAAGCAGUUGUGGAGACACUGGAACACAAAGAGGCAAGCAAUGGAAAACCCAUGGAUACUUUGCACCAUCGACCUCCACUUCCCUGCAGGCAAAAGAGAAUUCAGGCCCAUCAACUCGCGCUAUGAGCAUGGUAGCUUCGAUAUAAUGCUUCCAAUGAAGAGCAGCCUUUGAAUAUGAAGAAGAUUGCUUUUUACAAGUUAUAUCAAUCUCUAUUCUUCUUCACGUGACCUCCAGAAUUUGUAAUGAGUUUUGUUGUUCUAGAGGACAUUUGUAUCUAAUAGCGUAGGAUGUUCAUAAUCAAAAUGCAAUUAUUUAUUUUAGUCUA